Molecule: messenger RNA, 465 nt
Organism: Dothidotthia symphoricarpi CBS 119687
Lineage: Eukaryota; Fungi; Ascomycota; Dothideomycetes; Pleosporales; Dothidotthiaceae
Product: NADH-ubiquinone oxidoreductase-like protein 20.8 kDa subunit
Exons: 4
Coding region: 1-465 (154 amino acids)
Biological process (GO): mitochondrial electron transport, NADH to ubiquinone
Source: RefSeq, a predicted model, not a curated record
AUGUCGUCGCGCCAGCCCAGAUUCAACCAGCAAGCCCUCAUCGACACGACCCCUCUGCCCGACGACAUCCCCAAGGUCAAGGAGCUUGGAGCCAGUUCUGCGCCCCUCCUCAGCGCCUCCUUCUUCAUCGGCGCCCGCUGCAAGGCCUACAACGAUGACUACAUGAUGUGCAAGACCGAGGCCAAUGGCCGGGGCGAGCUCGACUGCAUGAAGGAGGGCCGCAAGGUGACCAGAUGUGCCGCUAGCGUGAUCAAGGACAUCAACGAGAACUGCCUGGACCAGUUCCGCACCCACUGGCAAUGCCUCGAGAACCACAACCAGCAGCUCUGGAACUGCAGGUCCGAGGAGCGGAGGUUGAACAAGUGCGUAUUCGAGAAGCUGAAACUGGAAAAGACGAUACCAGAUGCGCCCAAAGGCGACACACCCGUCCAUCUGCGGGCGCGCAACAUUUUUUCUACUCACUGA